Umbelopsis ramanniana AG is the source of this 1854-nucleotide messenger RNA. RefSeq lists its product as uncharacterized. The record is from RefSeq and is a predicted model, not a curated record. Lineage: Eukaryota; Fungi; Mucoromycota; Umbelopsidomycetes; Umbelopsidales; Umbelopsidaceae. The transcript is spliced from 9 exons. Gene Ontology annotation, molecular function: metal ion binding. The annotation marks the transcript as partial.
CAAUGUCUACUCUGGCCACUCCAUCCCAGCAAAAGCAACCUAAGCAAGCAUUCAAUUACCAAGACUACAUACCUGCUGAUUCAGAAAUUCUAUGUCCAAUAUGCCAAGUUCAAUGUACAUCUCUGCAGCGCUUAAAUUUGCAUUUGGACCAAGCACACAAUGAAGAAGAAACAAAGGGCGAUCUUAUAUCAUGGUUCAAAAAUGCCCAAAAGAAGGUGCUAACUCCCCUUACUCAGAAAAGCUCUUCAUCAAGCUCCACUCCGCCCGUUGCUAGCUCUAUCAGCAAGUCAUUCAAUCAGAUACUUGAACCCAACUUCAUAAGCAACCUCAGUAUUAAUGGAGCUCAACCAAUGUUCACACCGGAAAUGGAGCAACAAAUGGAAGCUGUUCGUCGUGACCAUUGGCAGCGUGAAACUGGGCAAGAUAGAUGUUCUGAACCGCACUGUGGUAAAACUCUUGGCCGAGGCAGUGCUGGAAAGCAACAUUGCUACCACUGCGGUAGGCUGUACUGUGCUGAUCACACCCGCUAUGAAAUGAAAUUGAACACGUCGGCAAAGCAUGACCCUGCAAAUGGUAUAUGGUGCAGAGUUUGUCAUACAUGCUACGUCUCAAGAGAUGGCUAUCUUGACAACGAAGGCGCAAUACGUUCAAGAACUGCAUUAUUUUUGAUGAGAAGGAUGAAAACAAUUGACAGGGUCCACUUGGAGAGCAAUAAGCUUGAAAAGCGAUUAGAAAAGCUAGCCAAAAUCCAUACCUCAUCCGAUACAUCAUCUCGUCUAGAGAAACCAUCGCUGUUGAAAACAGCUACUUUAGGGUCCGGAAGCGACCACCUCGUGGUGCAGAGAACUACUUCAGCUUCGUCCAUAGAUAGUAUUGGUAGUCUGCUGAGUCCAAAAGCUAACUCCGGAUCCAAUGGCAACAGGCUAAUCUCCAUUGGAUUGAAGAAUAGAGAUGCGGAGAAAACUGUUGUCUCAUGGGAUGAUGAUAGAAGUGUGCUGAACUGCCCGCUCUGCAACAAAACUUUUACUAUCACGAACAGAAGGCAUCACUGUCGACUGUGUGGCCGCAUUGUAUGUAGCAACCAAACUUGCUCUUCCAUGAUACCUCUCUUCCUUGAUAUGAGUUCAGACUCAGUGGAUCAGCCUCCUGUAGGAGAAACUCGCGCAUGUAAAGAUUGCAAGAGAAUGGUGUUUAGGCGUAAAAUUCAAAAGGAAGAAAUGACCAAACCGCAGCCCAUACUUCAGCUCUAUCAGCAACUCUCUGCUACUAAAGCCAACAUAGAAAAAAUGUUACCACGAUUCCAGGAUAUGGUCAUGAUGCUUGAACGUAACGAGAUAUCCAAUCAAUCGCAUGAAACGUUCAAGCUUGCCGGGCAAGUGCGAAAAUCUUUACUUGACAGCUUUGCAGCAUUUGAUGCUAUAUCAAAGCGAAUCAACAUGCUUCCUGCUCACUCUUCAAGCAUGCGCAGAUUGCAAGCAAAUAUCCACAUUUCUGCUAAUCACUACCUACAGCGCAAUAUGUUUCCUCUGCAAAUGCUUCCUAGGAUCCUGAACCCUGACAGCAAACCUAAGAAAGGUGCCAAAGCUAACGGAAAAGCAAAAACACCAUCAUCGCAUGAGCAAGCAGAAAUAGAUGAUCUUACUGCUCAGUUGGCAGCUUUUGAUGAGCAGAAAACGUUAGUGGCAGGCUUUGUGAAGGAUGCUCAACGGCAGAGGAAAUUUGACGAUGUAAGAACGCUCAAACUCAGUCUUAGUGAACUAGAACGUGAGAUAGAUCGAUUACAAGCGGAGCUAGCCAAACGUUCGUGAUACCCAUAUGUAAACCCAUAGCACGUCUUUUGAUAGGAUAUAAGUG